Molecule: messenger RNA, 288 nt
Organism: Torulaspora delbrueckii
Lineage: Eukaryota; Fungi; Ascomycota; Saccharomycetes; Saccharomycetales; Saccharomycetaceae
Gene: MRP10
Product: mitochondrial 37S ribosomal protein mS37
Exons: 1
Coding region: 1-288 (95 amino acids)
Biological process (GO): mitochondrial translation
Cellular component (GO): mitochondrial small ribosomal subunit
Molecular function (GO): structural constituent of ribosome
Source: RefSeq, a predicted model, not a curated record
AUGUCCGGUAAGCCACCCAUUCAUAGACUGCCACCUUUGCCUAGGUUGAAGGUGAAGAAACCAAUAAUAACGCAGGAAGCAAACAAAUGCCUGGUGCUGAUGUCGAAUUUGCUGCAAUGUUGGUCUUCAAACGGACAUAUGAACACUGUUUGUGAGAAUUUGGCCAAAGAACUGAAAGUUUGCACAGCAGAGAGAGCCUUAGGUAAGGGGAAUAAAGUGGAAAAGAGUAACAUCAAUUACCAUGCCGCAAGACUGUACGACAGAAUUAGCGGGAAGCCUCACGACUGA